AUGGCGACGACUGGAGCCGAUGUGCACGGGGAGAAGGGCGACAUUGAAAGCUUGAAGGCACAUAACCUGGAACAUGACGAAGUCCUAGUAGAUAAGGAUCUUAUGAACGAUGCCUUCGAAGGAGAGAAUCGAGAGCAUGAGAUGGGUAUGUGGGAGGCUGCAAAACAACAUCCCAUGGCUUGCUUUUGGGCAUUUACCUUUUGUUUCACUAUUGUAAUGGAAUCGUUCGACAUGUUCUUGAAUGGCAAUUUCGUUGCACUCGGCUUUUUCCAGAAAACUUACGGUAUCCAACAAGCUGAUGGAUCAUAUGCCGUCCAAACAAAAUGGCAAAGUGCACUGUUUCAGGCAGGUCAAUGCGGUGCCUUCGUUGGUGUCUUCUUGGCUGGCCCUGUUACCAAUCGGCUUGGCUACCGUUGGACUACAAUUCUUGGCUUGAUCAUGAUGAAUGCCACGAUUUUUAUCUCCUUCUUCGCCGACUCUCUCGCUGUACUUACAAUCGGUCAAGCUUUCGAAGGUGUCCCUUGGGGAUUUUUUAUCGCAAAUGCUCCAGCAUAUGCAAGUGAGGUCGUACCUCUCUCGCUUCGAGGUGCAUGUACUGCCACCCUACAAAUGUCCUGGUCUAUUGGCAGUAUCAUCGUCGCCGCUGCCACUUAUGGUUACAACAAAAAGAAUAGCACAUGGGCCUGGAGGGCACCUCUUGCAUUGCAAUGGCUUUUCCCCACUCCACUCUUGAUUCUUAUCUUUUUCGCACCAGAAUCGCCUUGGUGGCUGAUACGACGGGGUCGCAAGGAAGAAGCUAUUCGAUCCAUUACGCGUCUUGGUAAUAAAUCCGAAGGGUAUGCUGAAGGUCAAAUUGCAAUGAUGGAGCGUACCGUCGAGAUCGAAAAGAAAAUAGGAGGGGACCCAACUCUUCUUGACCUCUUCAGAGGUACUGAUUUGAGACGAACUAUUAUCACUUGCUUGAUCUACGCAUCACAAAACUUUGCCGGAAAUCUUAUUGCCAAUCAAGCUACCUUUUUCUUCGAGCAAGCCGGAAUCUCCACAGACUUUUCUUUCAAGCUUAAUUUGAUCAACUCAUGCCUUCAAUUGGUUGCCAAUGUCCUUUCCUGGCCUCUUACAGCCAGGUUCGGUCGUCGAACAAUUUAUCUUUGGGGUACAGCCACUAACGUCACUUUGCUCUUCAUUCUCGGUAUCUGCGCCUCCAUUCCACAGAAUAAUUCGACCAAUUACGCUCAAGCAUGCUUGGGAAUAAUUAUUUCAUUCGUCUUCGCUGGAAGUCUGGGUCCAAUUUCAUACAGCAUUAUCGCUGAGACAUCCUCUGUCCGUCUUCGUGCCUUGAGCACUGGUGUUGGUCGUGCUGCCUACUAUGUUGCAGAGAUUCCUAUGAUUUAUCUUGCCUCACAAAUGCUCAACUCAACCGGAUGGAAUCUUGCAGGAAAGUGCGGUUUUGUAUGGGGAAGCACCGCUGUUGUCUGUUGGGUCAUGGCCUACUUCUUCCUCCCUGAGCUCAAAAAUCGCUCUUACCGUGAAACCGACAUUCUUUUCAAACGGAAGAUUUCUGCAAGGAAAUUCAAGUCGACUAUCAUUGAUGUCAAGGAUAACGAUUAA
Botrytis sinoallii is the source of this 1608-nucleotide messenger RNA. RefSeq lists its product as uncharacterized. NCBI's taxonomy places the organism in Eukaryota, Fungi, Ascomycota, Leotiomycetes, Helotiales, Sclerotiniaceae. The coding region runs from base 1 to 1608 and encodes 535 amino acids. The record is from RefSeq and is a predicted model, not a curated record. Gene Ontology annotation, biological process: transmembrane transport; carbohydrate transport. Gene Ontology annotation, molecular function: carbohydrate:proton symporter activity. The transcript is spliced from 5 exons. Gene Ontology annotation, cellular component: membrane.